Setaria italica (foxtail millet) is the source of this 3595-nucleotide messenger RNA. Its product is annotated as putative 12-oxophytodienoate reductase 8. The record is from RefSeq and is a predicted model, not a curated record. The coding region runs from base 2397 to 3503 and encodes 368 amino acids. Lineage: Eukaryota; Viridiplantae; Streptophyta; Magnoliopsida; Poales; Poaceae. Gene Ontology annotation, molecular function: oxidoreductase activity; FMN binding. The transcript is spliced from 5 exons.
AUGUGGAGAUUAAUAAGCACCGAUUUGUAAAUAAUGGUUGCGAUUUCCCAGAUUCCACAACAAAAACUUUGAGUUUUGCUUUACGCACGCACUUAGAUGGAGAUUAACAGAUCAAUAUGACUGUUGUAAUGGGAAGGCAUGAGAUGCAAGCAUCUGGGGUAGUUAAGGUGAUCAGUGAUUAGGUGUUGGUUUGUAACACCCUGGGCGGUCAUUUUUUGUAUUUAAAUCCUAUUUUUGAUAUUCAACGAUAUUAUCAACAUCUUACUGUAAUGUUUAAGCAGUGUCAUUUGCAAACAGCAACUGAACAUCAUGCAUAAUUCUUAUGCUUUGGGAGCAAUCAAUUAUUUGAAGGAUGGAAUCAACUUUGUUGGUAUGGCCUCAUUCUCUGAGAAUUGCUUUCAUAUUGCUAUUGUCAAUCCUAUGGAGAUGCUUGUCUGAUUUUUUUUAAAAAACUAAUUGUCUGAUCAAGAUACUUAAUGCAAAAUACCAUGUCAUGAGUAGUGAAAACUUGGUAAACCAGCACUCCAGAAAGGUGACACCUGUGAAGACCAUAUAGCUUUCCAGUCUAGACUAGAUUGCUGUAUUUUCAGCUGAGAAUAUCUUAUAUGGAUAACCAUCUUUUGGUUAUACUAUUUCAUGGGUUAGUUGGGCCUUUGAGUGCAGUGUCUGAGGCUGAUCCUUGCUAUUGGCUGAAGACUGAAUUUUUUAGGUAGAUAUAAAAGGCUUGCAUGGAUCUGCAACAUUGCCAGAUCUUUUUUGCUACUGCAGCAUCAGGCCACUGACUGGAGGAGCGUGAAGACUCCUUGGUAAGCACUCUGUUCAGGCAUCUGUAGCUGAGGUGAAAAAUUGUUACAAAACUUACCGAUGCUCCGUUGUUCUUGUUCAUGAUUCAGAUAAUCAUGUUAGCUUAUGUGGCUUCGUGUUCUCUUUAAGCCGAUUUGGAACUCGUCAAAUCGGGUGUGAUUUAUCCUGAGUACUAUAUUCAAGGCUUUGACCAUAACUUGUCUUGAUGUGCCAUAACAUGACUUCUAUUACUUGUUUUUAUCAUCUUAUACCUGCUAAAUCAUUUUUUUCUGAUUGACUAAGGUACGUUUACACAGAGUAGCAAUACAUUGGGAGCUUGAAAUGCUGAAUUAUUUCCUUCUAUUUAGUUCUGAUUGGCAAAUGGGGUAUGCAAUAACUUUCUGUUUGAAUAACAAACUAGAUAAUUAUUUUUCCUUGAUUUUAAAUAAGAUAACUGACUAGAUAGUGUAUAGCCAGUCCUAUCUGAAAAUUAUAGGACUCCACAGAUUUCCACUAUGUUUGGAAGUUGCUCAAAAGGCUAAAACCUUAAUUUCAUUGUUGACUUGUUGUAAUCUCAUCGCUGUAAUAUGUCCUUGCUCUACCGAACAUCCGUAUUACUAGGGUGUGAUUACUGCUCACUCUAUUGCAAGUAGCAAAUCCUCAUGGGCUUGAGAAUGUUUUAUUUUCCCUUCUGUUUAAUUCCACCCAGGAAGUUGCUGGUAUUAUAGAAUUUUCAGGGUCUAUUUUUAAAAACCGACCACAGCUAACUGUCAAUGUAUCAAGAAAUUACACCACAGAACCACAGGCUUCUGUUGUAUUUUUCUUCUUCUUCUCAGGCUUCUCUUGUUCUAAGAACCUUAACUAAUAUCUCAGUUUCAUUGUCCCAGUGCAUGUGCAUUGCGGAUACUCAUUUCCCCAUUCACACACUAUGAAUUAUGAAGGGCACUAAGUUCAAAUAUGGAGGGUAUUCUCUUGGGUUUGUGACAGGCUAAUUUGUCAUGGACAGAAAAGGCCAUCAUUUGCAGAGAGAUGAUGCAUCAGAGCAGGUUCCUGGACCAUAUCAAGCUGGGGCACUUAGCACCUUGUCCUUUGCAUCAUGAUCACAAGCGCUGCCCUCCCUGGAGUCAAGAAUUCAGAACAGUGCCAUCCAGCUCAGGCAUGAUCAAGAGCUCCAGCAUGGUUCUCGGGCUCUUGGCAUUCUACUGCGGUAUUUGAGUUUGAAGAAAGGCUGGACCUUGUAUUCCCAUUAGCUGCGGCUUGUUUGGGAACUGGUACCUGCUGAUGGAACACGGACGGAACAUGCGUUUGACUUAAACCUCUUUGCCAGUGUCCAAGAAUUAUCAGUAAUCCUCACUAGGGAGCUGAACGAAGCGCAGCAGUUGGGAUUAGCAAGCAGUUCAUACAGAUGAGAUGAUGAUGGUCCAGUAAAAUACUAACUAACUAGUGCUGUACUAAUGAAACGACAGCAUGGCCCGUCUCAAAGAGCUCCAUACGACCAUUAUCCAGGAAGCUUCCACCGCAGGUUGGCAGGUGGCCUCAACUCUCCGCGGAUAGCCAUCGUGAUGUGAGUGUGACACCAGCAGCACCGAGCUAAGGAGAUCGUUCGUCUGGCCAUGGAAGCAAAGCCAAUCCCGCUCCUGACUCCCCACACCAUGGGGAGGUUCCACCUCUCCCACAGGGUUGUCCACGCGCCGCUCACGAGAUCAAGGUGCUACAACAACCUUCCUGGAGAACACGUCGCGCUGUACUACUCCCAGAGGGCCUCCAAAGGUGGUCUACUAAUCGCUGAAUCCACUGGGGUCUCGGAGACCGCUCAGGGUUACCCAAACACGCCAGGUAUAUGGACCAAGGAGCAGGUGGAGGCUUGGAAGCCGGUGGUGGAAGCUGUGCAUCGCAAGGGGGGAGUUUUCUUCUGCCAGAUAUGGCAUGUAGGCAGGGCUUCUACUUAUGAUUAUCAGCCCAGUGGACAAGCACCGAUUUCUUGUACAGACAAGCAGAUUACACCCGAGGUCCUGGAGGAUGGAACUGUGGAGGAAUUCUCUGCCCCAAGGAGACUUACAGAAGAUGAGAACCCUCACAUUGUCAAUGAUUUUCGGCUUGCUGCUAGGAAUUGCAUUGAAGCAGGCUUUGAUGGAGUCGAAAUCCACUGUGCCUUUGGCUACCUAAUCGAGCAGUUCAUGAAAGACAGUGUCAACGACAGAACUGACAAAUAUGGUGGAAGCAUGGAAAACCGCUGUCGCUUCGCUCUAGAGGUAAUUAAAGCAGCCAUCGAUGAGAUUGGAGCAGACAGGGUCGGUGUCCGUCUCUCACCAUACUCAAACUGCCUGGACUGCUGGGAUUCAGACCCAGAUGCACUCGGCCUGUACAUGAUCCACGCCAUGAACAAGCUGGGCGUCCUCUACUGCAGCAUGGUUGAGCCUGAGGGGGUCAAAGUGGAUGGUAAGGUGCAGAUCCCCUACAAGCUGCUGCAUUUCAGGAAGGCAUUUGCUGGGACUUUCAUUGUUGCUGGAGGAUACAACAGGGAAGAAGGCAACAAGGCAGUGUCCGAGGGUUACACUGACCUGGUGGCAUAUGGCAAAUGGUUUCUGGCGAACCCAGACUUGCCCAAGCGGUUUGAGCUGAAUGCACCUCUGAACAAGUACGACAGAUCAACGUUCUACACCCCUGAUCCAGUUGUCGGGUAUACCGAUUACCCUUUUCUUGAUCUUUCAUCUGUGUGAUUCCCUGAGAACAAAAUUUGUGCUAUACAUAACUUGAUCUUGACAUGGAAUCUCAAAUUAAAAGGAAUUCUUGAGCUGGCUGGAUAGCAUGA